AAGGGAAGAGAAUGUGGCCACUUUCCGUGGUUCAGAGUACUUCUGCUACGAUCUCUCCCAGAACCCCAUCCAGAGCAGCAGCGAUGAGAUCACUCUUUCCUUCAAGACGUGGCAGCGCAAUGGCCUUAUCCUUCACACCGGCAAGUCAGCUGACUACGUCAACCUGGCUCUGAAGGACGGUGCGGUCUCCCUUGUUAUCAACCUCGGCUCUGGAGCCUUUGAGGCCAUCGUGGAGCCCGUCCAUGGGAAGUUCAAUGACAACUCGUGGCAUGAUGUCAAAGUGACCCGAAACCUCAGACAGGUGACAAUAUCAGUGGACGGAAUUCUGACGACCACAGGUUACACCCAGGAGGACUACACCAUGCUGGGAUCAGAUGACUUCUUUUAUGUGGGUGGAAGCCCCAGCACCGCUGACCUGCCCGGUUCUCCGGUCAGCAACAACUUCAUGGGCUGUCUCAAGGAGGUGAUAUAUAAGAACAAUGACAUCCGACUCGAGUUGUCCCGCCUGGCUCGAAUCGUGGACCCUAAGAUGAAAAUCCAGGGUGAGGUGUCCUACAAGUGUGAGAAUGUGGCCACCUUGGACCCCAUUUCUUUUGAGACUCCCGAGGCCUAUAUCAGCCUCCCCAAGUGGAACACCAAGCGGAUGGGUUCCAUAUCUUUCGACUUCCGCACGACUGAGCCCAAUGGCCUAAUCCUUUUCACCCAUGGCAAACCCCAGGAGCGCAAAGAUGCCGCCCGCAGCCAGAAGAACACCAAGGUGGAUUUCUUUGCUGUAGAGCUGCUGGAUGGCAGCCUCUACCUGCUGUUGGACAUGGGCUCUGGGACUAUCAAAGUGAAGGCCACCCAGACAAAGGUCAAUGAUGGGGCCUGGUAUCACGUGGACAUCCAGCGAGAUGGACGCUCAGGUACAAUUUCUGUAAACAGCAGAAGGACCCCAUUUACAGCCAGCGGUGAGAGUGAGAUUCUAGACCUGGAGGGCGAUAUGUAUUUAGGGGGGCUUCCCAACGAUCGCACCAACCUCAUACUGCCCACUGAGCUCUGGACAGCGAUGCUCAACUAUGGCUAUGUUGGCUGUAUACGCGACCUUUUCAUUGACGGUCGAAGUAAGGACAUCCGUCAAAUUGCUGAGGCACAAAAUGGUGCUGGCAUCAAACCAUCGUGCAACAAGCAGCCAGGCAAGCAGUGCGAGAGCUACCCAUGCAAGAACCGAGGCGUCUGCAAGGAAGGCUGGAACCGAUUCAUUUGUGACUGCACUGGGACUGGCUUCUGGUCACGCACCUGUGAGAGAGAGGCUUCCAUCCUCUCCUAUGAUGGCAGCAUGUACAUGAAGGUGGUGAUGCCAACUAUCAUGCACACCGAGGCGGAGGACGUCUCCAUGCGUUUUCGUUCCCAGCGAGCCUAUGGCCUUCUCAUGGCCACCAACUCCCAAGACUCCGCCGACACACUCAGGCUGGAGUUGGAUGGGGGUCGCGUCAAACUCACGGUCAACCUAGACUGUAUCAGGAUAAACUGUAACUCCAGCAAGGGACCGGAGAACCUGUUUGCCGGGCAAAAGCUCAAUGAUAAUGAAUGGCAUACAGUGCGUGUGGUGCGUCGCGGCAAAACCUACAAACUAACGGUUGACGAUGAUGUAGCAGAAGGCCAAAUGGUGGGCGACCACACUCGUCUGGAGUUCCACAACAUUGAAACGGGCAUCAUGACAGAGCGUCGAUUUGUUUCCAGCAUCCCGUCCAGCUUCAUUGGUCACCUGCAGAGCCUCAGAUUUAACGGCAUGCUCUACAUCGACCUAUGCAAGAAUGGUGACAUUGAUUAUUGCGAGCUCAACGCCCGCUUUGGGGUUCGAUCCAUUAUUGCUGACCCUGUCACCUUCAAAUCCAAGAGCAGCUACCUGAGCCUGGCCACACUGCAAGCCUACACAUCCAUGCAUCUCUUCUUCCAGUUCAAAACGACCUCGCCAGACGGCUUCAUCAUUUUCAACUCUGGAGAUGGCAAUGAUUUUAUCGCUGUAGAACUGGUAAAAGGAUACAUCCACUAUGUCUUUGACCUCGGAAAUGGGCCGAACCUCAUCAAGGGCAAGAGUGAGAGGGCACUGAAUGACAACCAGUGGCACAAUGUGGCUAUUACCCGAGACAACACCAACACCCACACACUGAAAGUAGAUGCAACAGCCACGAGUCAAAGCAUCAAUGGGGCCAAGAACCUGGAUCUCAAAGGUGACCUGUUCAUCGCAGGACUGGGUCCAGGCAUGUACGGCAGCCUGCCCAAACUUGUGGCCUCCAGAGAAGGCUUCCAGGGUUGUCUGGCAUCAGUGGACCUCAACGGUCGUCUGCCGGACCUCCUCAGUGACGCCUUGUUCCGCAGCGGGCAGAUUGAGCGUGGAUGUGAAGGUCCCAGCACCACCUGUCAGGAGGACUCCUGUGCCAACAUGGGCAUUUGUAUCCAGCAGUGGGAGAACUACACCUGUGACUGCUCCAUGACCUCCUACACUGGCACACAGUGCAACGAUCCUGGGACAACGUACAUCUUCGGCAAAGGAGGAGGCCUCAUUACAUUCAAGUGGCCGGCCAAUGAGAGGCCGAGCACCAGGACCGACAGGCUGACUGUUGGAUUCAGCAGCUCCCUGAAAGAUGGCAUCCUGGUUCGGAUUGACAGCGCUCCUGGUCUGGGGGAUUAUCUCAUGCUGCACAUACAACAAGGGAAAAUUGGAGUGACAUUCAACAUUGGCACCGUGGAUAUCAGCGUGCAAGAAAGCGGUACCACAGUGAAUGAUGGGAAGUAUCAUGUUGUCCGUUUUACCAGGAAUGGUGGGAAUGCUACGCUGCAGGUGGACAACUGGUCCAUCAAUGAACACUUUCCAACAGGGAACAGCGACAUUGAACGCUAUCAAAUGGCCAAUAAGAAAAUUCCUUUCAAAUACGCCAGACCAGUAGAAGAGUGGCUACAAGAGAAAGGGCGGCAGUUGACAAUUUUCAACACUCAAGCAUCAGUCGCAAUUGGAGGUAGUGAUCAUGCCCGGCCCUUUCAGGGUCAACUGUCUGGCCUUUACUAUAAUGGCCUAAAGGUGUUGAACAUGGCGGCUGAGGGUAACCCUAACAUCAAGAUCAACGGCAGCGUGAGGUUGGUAGGUGAUGUGCCCAGUGGGGCAGGCUCAGCCAGGACCACGGCCAUGGCCCCCGAGAUGUCCACAACCUUCAUUGAGACAACUACCAUGAUGUCCACCACGACCACACGGAAACACAGGUCCUCCUCAACUGUACAGCACCCAUCAGAUGACAUAGUGUCCUCCGCAGAGUGUUCGAGCGAUGAUGAAGACCUAGAGGAGUGCGAGACUAGCCAUGCAGGUGGGCUAGCACACCCCACAGAGCCGGGCGUCAGGCGAGUACCAGGGCCCUCGGAAGUGGUCCGUGAAUCUAGCAGCACCACCGGGAUGGUCAUCGGAAUAGUGGCGGCCGCUGCCCUGUGCAUCCUCAUCCUCCUGUAUGCCAUGUAUAAGUACAGGAACAGGGAUGAAGGCUCCUACCAGGUGGACGAGAGCAGGAACUACAUAACCAACUCAGCUGUACAAAGCAAUGGCGCUGUGAUGAAGGACAAACAGCAGAGCUUGAAAGGCAGCAACAAGAAACAGAAAAAUAAGGAUAAGGAGUAUUAUGUGUGACUGCAAGACUUUGAUGAACACAAGAGAAUGAAGGAAGAAAGCACUGAGAGAACAUUUACUUAUCAGUUUCCUUGUGAGGAGCUUUGACAAAUGAUGGUAUUAACAUGGAACUUGAAUAAACUUGUACUGUGCUGAGAAGAUGAACUGAUGAAAUGUACUGUAAUAUAAAGCAAACUUACUAUUGUAAGCAUAACGACAAGGCUAAAUAGCAACUUUAGAGAUCUCAUACUUCUAUCUGGUCAGACACGUUGUCAGUAUAGAAAUAUUUCACAGCUAAACCAUUCUCCUAAGUGACUUUUAGAGCUAUGUGAUCCUUGGCGUUAAACAAAAAAAACAUUUUUGUAAAAUUCUUAAUGGCAAAAGGCUCAUAAUCUUCUACAUUUUCAGCAUGUAAGCAACAUGUAGUGCUUCAAAACGAGGGGUCAGGCACAUGAUCACUGUAAAAGUAAAAAAGGACUGCUGUACCAGAAUAUGACAAAUUUCUAUGGUUUAUACAUAAUACAAGUGUGGUGUCUUACUUAUUUUUGCUUCAAGCAAAAUGGAAAAAAUGACAAAAAGAACAAUAAGGAAAAAAAACUGUUUCUGUGUAUAAAAUGAAACCAAGUGAGUAAAUUGCCGUGGGCAGAAUUCAGAAUCUGUUCUGCUCUGGCAUCUGAUUCACCACAACUAUUCUCAUUGUCUGCCGGGCAGAGUGACUAUCAGCUCUGUGGAGAGAAGUGGAAAGUUCUGUUGGUAAAAAGCAAGUUAUUGUGAGAUGCAUGCCAUCCUACUUCUAAAGUAAAGUACAGUAUGGUAAAAGUCCAGUAUACAGUGUUCGACUUGGACCACAUUCUCUUUAAUGGACCACAUUCUCUUAAAUGCCAAAACACGUUGUCAUCAAAUCAGAGCUCUCUGCCCAAUUCCCCACUUUCAGAACCCUUCAAACUGCUAACCAUGGAAAAAAAAAAAACAUCUCUAAAAGAAAAGGUAUAUUAUUGGUGCACAACAAAGUGGUAGUUUUAUCUUUUUGACAAAUUGUAUGUUGGUUCAUUGCCUAUAUCGUUUUUCUAUGGAGGUGUCAGGAGGAAGACAAAUGCAGUACUACAACAACUGUUAACAGAUGUGUAUACAAAAAUAAAUCUAAUGUUGAAAGUGUGAAUUCUAUCUGCUGUCACAGUCAGCUGUGUCAAGAAAAAAACACAAGAAAUUUGUUUACAUAUUUUAUUACACACUAGCUGUUGUACUUUGUAGGUAGGAAAUUGUACAUAUACCAUGACAGUUGUAAUUUUUUAGUACCUCUAUUGUACAGACUGAAGAUAUGGUUUAACAGCGUAUUUGACAUGAUGAAAUCUAUUAACUGUUACUUUACAUGGAGAAAGACUUUAAUCAGAAUGUGGAGAAUCAUAUUGAUAUUCAUAAAGAAUAAAAUGUAUUGUUAGCCUAGAGAUCUAACCAGAGAUGUUUCUAAAGUUGCAUGAAUAUUUAACUACUUGCAGUUGUCCAACAAAUACAAGGUGCCCUUCCUUCUGUAUUAUGGCUUUCUUGUUCUGGGUUCCACUAGUGUCGUUUAUUUUUUAAUAAAGAAUAAAGUCAGAGAUAUGACAAAGACCGAGAGAGAGAGGCUAUAAUGGAUGGGGCUUUACAAUUCUUUUUAAUAAAAAGCUAAAAUGGUGUCUUUUAGGUGUGACUGCUCACCUCAAAUCAUUGUCUUGUCACUUCUUUAUCGCAACUUCUUGUUUUGACACAAUGUGAUCGCGCUUUUCUGUUUCCAUUUUAAGCCAUUUUCAUUCAAAGAUGUGAGUGUGAGCCUUUUUUUGUCAGGGAUUUACAUUUUUAUGUUACAAUUGUUACAUUCCAUAACCCUUUUUUCACCAGAUUCAUAGCAAAUAAAACAUUAUUUUUUUCUCUUAACUCAUACUAUAGUCCUCGGGUAAUCUGAAAUCUAUGGUUCCUCAUGGCGAUACACUGCCACUUUGACAUUUGCCCUGAUCCCUCACAGAAUCAUAAAGACUGUAUAUAAAGCUGGACGAUGUGUGUCAACUUCCAACAACGUAACAAAACUGAAGCCAAGAUAUCUCGGACACGGGCACUGCCAUCUUGCCCCGCUGAUAUCCUUUGGAGCCAGAGCUAGAGCCAUCAUUUGCGCAGUAGGUAUUUUGAAGUGGAGCUGUGAUGUAGCUUGAUACGUGCACUCAAUAAAUAACAGGUCAGUGUCAGAUAUCAGCCAUGACACUUCACUCUGUUUUACCUGUAAAUGACUAAUAUAUGACUGAUACUACAGCCAGCCACCAGGGGGCAAUUCAUAUUUUUAGGCUCAGACAAUCUGGUCUACAGAGGAUUUACUUGAUUGGUGUCAGCAGCUUGUCCUGCCUUUACUGCUGUCGUCUAGCAACAGCGCUGCUGAUAGACAAGUGGGAAAUGUUAAUGCAACUUGGAAUUUUUGGUUCGA
Molecule: messenger RNA, 6083 nt
Organism: Platichthys flesus (European flounder)
Lineage: Eukaryota; Metazoa; Chordata; Actinopteri; Pleuronectiformes; Pleuronectidae
Product: neurexin-3-like
Exons: 19
Coding region: 362-3655 (1097 amino acids)
Source: RefSeq, a predicted model, not a curated record